UAUAUGAAUUAAUUGAUAGUCAAUGAGUGACCCGAAGUGUGUCGACCAUUGUUUCGGUCAUCACCGGUGUCUUCGGUAAAGUUAAGACCAUUGCACGUGCAAUGUGUGUCUCAAUAGCUCAAGUGUUUCAGUUAAUACAUACCUAAGCCAUAGUACAGCACAGGGAAGGGUGUGCUGACAGUGAGCGCCACCACAGCUAUAGUGUUGAGCAGUGCUUGUAUUGCAUGAGCUAUACUUCGACGCACUUUAAAACACACCAAACAUUUUGUGUCACAAAAAGUCACCAAAAGCUGAUCCAUUGAUCACAAACUCUAUUGUUUUUGUUAAAUGAUUCAUCUAAAUGACUAAAUCGGUCGAUAAAGUGGUGACAAUUGGUGUAGAAGUGGUAGAAAUAAGUGGAUGAAAGUGACGACCGGACAGGCAUUCAAAGUGUGCGCCAAAAGUUGUCUCCAUUUUCUGUGCUAUAAUUCAGAGCACAGAUUCAGUCAGUCGUUGUCUUUCAUAAGGAAACGUGUCUUAAAUGCGUAGAAGCGGUACCACUUCGGCCAGUCCUCUAUCACCUCAAUCCCGGUCCCAAAGCAAACCUAUUAAAAUGUGGUCGCCUUGCGGUCAGUCCAUUGACGAUGACAUGAAUGAGAUGCCUGUUCUGACACCCGAAAUACCCUUCGAUACAGUACUGGAAAGUCAGUCAAUGGGUACCGGAGCUAAAACAGGCUCUUACGCCGAUUUAGUGCCACCAGUGCUCGAACCUGCUCUGGACGGCCAGUCUGACAGUACUGUGACCUCCAGUGGCGAAAAGUGUCGCAAUAAACGUAAAUCAAAAGUCGAGAUUAUGCUCGAAGAUGACGACUUCAGUAAUAAUCUUCAACAGCUGACUGAGUAUAACGGCAUCAAUGGUAAACCUGAUGGACAAUCGACAGCCAAACGUAGUAAAUAUAGUGCAAAAAAAUCGACUGCAAAUCAAUUGUUGUGUAAAUCAAAGAAACUGACGACAAAGCUUGUGAACAAAAAGAGUCUUUUGAAAGACAAAAGUAAAAAAGUUUAUCACAAAGACUUUAAACUAUAUAAUUAUCAACAAAAAAGACCAAAAUUAAAGAAAAAGAUGACAACUAAUGUGUCCAACGAAUGGUCAAUCAAUAGUAACCAUACAAUGAGCUCGUUGUCUAUGAAUUGUCUAAGCAAUGGUGAUUCGUCAUCAAUGGUUAAAUAUAAUAAUAAAAGUAGUGAUGAAACGAUCAACUCCUUCAUCCCUAAUAACACUAUCUUUUAUGGCAACUCAUUAAAGUUAAAGUCUAAGUCAUUAAUCAAUAGUCAACUAAAGAAGCGGUCUGUGGCCACCAGUCCGCCGAAGAGGUCACUACUUGAGUUGGAACUGUUGACCAAACAGAAACCACUUCCUGAUGAAGAAGCAAUUGAAGGGAUUGUAUUUAAAACAUUUGAAACCGAAGAUGAGAUAACAUUAUUCUCUAAGUUUGAACAGUUAGAGAAAGAGAAAAAAGAAGGAAAUUUGGUCCAAAAAACAUAUAAAAUUAAAAGUCUUAAGACUGGAAAACUGAUAUUUCCGACCAAAACAAAAGAUAUUACAAAAAUCAAGGGAUGGCGAGAAAAGCUGUUUUCCACUGUUGAUGAUGACAAUGAUAGAGUAAACAAACGACCUUUUUGUGUAUCAUUUGAAAAGUCGAUGACUGGCCAAGUAUUAGGUCCCAUAACAAAUGAUAAGAUGGGCAGUCAGUCAUCGAUGGCCAGUUCCAAGUCAGCCUUUGUCAGUGAUCUUUUGGAUGGUUAUCUCAAAACUAAAUCCGAUUUAAAGCUAAACUAUUUGAAUAGUGAUUUUGCUCCUCCACCUGAAGAUUCGCCGAUAUUUUUGGCCGGUGUUCUUAAAAUGCCAGACAUAUCAAGUUCAUCAUCAAUGCCACCUCCGGCCACAUCUUCUACAUUCUCCCAGUUUUCCCCCCUUAAGAAAAAGGGUAACUUCUUGAAGGGACGUUCUAAAGGAUUAAAGAAUAAAUUGAAACUAAAGACAGAUUUUAGUGAUUCGAUUGGAUUUUUAGAAGAUGAAGAAGUGUCAGGUUUGGAACUACUGUUACCUCAAUAUCCUGUUAUUCGGGAGACUCUAUGGCCAGACACACCACAGAGUGACGAACAAAUGAGACACUUAUACAAUAAUUAUAUUAACUCUGCCAAUCAAGAGAUGGAAUUGAUGAAGAAGACGGCCAUUCCGUCAUUCAUUAUGGACGACCAAUACUCCAGAUUUGCAUUAAGUGUCUUACAGUGCAAUGAACGCAUUCCCGACCACAACGAUAAUGACAACAAUGAAGAUUGUGGCGCCAAUUCAUUGCUGUUGGCUGUCGGCUUAACACCAAAACAAAACAAAGAAAUGUCUCCCGUGAAAGAAACAAAGAUAACGGGUCGCUAUAGGAAGGACAGGGAAGCGGAUCUGGCAAUGAUUAUAGCGAAAGGAAACAGAUCUAAACGUCAAAUUCGAUUGCCAUCAAGAUUUCAUAAUAGCAGUCUUCUUAUGGGUAAUCAAUGGGUUAUUCCUGACUAUGAUUCUAAAGGCAAGACCGGUAAGCGACGGCUUCAGGAGGAACAGAGACGUCUUCAAGAACUGCAUCAAAGGCAGCUGGAAAUGGAGCAGAAGUAUCACCCGUCGGCUACUGUUACUACUACUAGUGUCUCAUGUUUUGAUGACAUCAAGUUCUCAUUGAUUCAUAAAUGUUUGCCCAACAAUAAUAAACCUAUGAAAAUGAAAACCAAAACAAUGAACCAAACAACUAAUAAAUCGUUAAUGAAAUCUGACUAUCAAUUAAAGAUACCAAAAUUACCACUAAUGCGUCCACAAAAUCAAAUAAAAGUCAACAAAUCUAAGAACGGUCAGCAAUUACAAAAAUCAUUCACUUCUUUGUUUUCAAUGUCUAAGCAAACAAUGGGUGAUAAAAGGGUUGUCUCAUUAUCGGCCAAAGCACAGGCCAGUGCCACUCAAAGAGCUUAUGUCAAUCAAUUGUUUGAUCAACUAUUGAAUGCAAUGAAUGUUAACAGAUCUGUGAUGAUUGGCAAGAAUGGUAAACCAAAUAAGGUGGAGGUUAUCAAAGAAGCCCAAGAAAUGAUCAAUAAGUUGAAUAAAAGGGAACAACAAUUGUCUUAUAUUCGUAAACUAUUGUCGAUGUGGAACCACAAACUCAGACUAUGCGAUAAAGUGGCACAAAAAGGCAUGAAACCGGAAGCCUAUAAAGUAGUGUCGGAAGUGAUGUCCGCAUAUAAGGAUAGUAUGUGUUAUAAAGUGGGCGAAGCAUUGGAGGAAAAAAGACGGGAAUUCAAUCGCAAACGUUCUCAAAUGUUGUCCAAAAAUAAUUCAGUCAAACAGUGUUCAGACAAUGCAAACUCUCAUUUGAUAAACACUUCGCAUUCAAGUCCGAUACAAACGCAUACCAUUCCUAUAAAAUUGACGACCAAAUCAUCAAACCCUUCCAAUCAAAGGCUUUUAAUGCCUACUUAUAAAUCACAAUUGACUCAAAUGACUAAUAAAUCAUUGACUGAAAACAAUGAAACAGUUUUGUCGGUCAGCACUUCUAACAAAUAUCCAAAGUUGACUCCACCUGAUCUGCAACACAAAGCAUUAAGUAAAUUACCCGCCGAUACAACUGUUGUCAGACAAGAGAGUUCACUACUAAAACCACCCCAUCUGACUACAAGACCGACGAUAUUGACACCAUUCAUGGUUUCAUCAGAUGAUGACAAAUCAGUUUCCGGUCCGGUAAUUAAAAUUCCCAAUUUAGACAAAUAUAAAGCUUAUUUCAAACCAAAGUCAAUGAUUGCAUCAAAAAAUUUCAAUGCAAAUACACAAAGAAAGUCUCCUCCAAACAAUAGCAUACCAAACGGUGCACCAGCAUCAACCUCAUCCACAUCAACCAUGCCUACAAAUGGUCAGUCCAAUCAAUCUGUGUUUAGUCCACAUUCAUAUGCCAGCAAAAGCGUUAUUAUAACUUCAGAAACACCAUUAGAUAAUGAAGAUCUCAAUAAAAUUGUUGCCUCAAUUACAGCCAAUCCUGAUAAAUUUAAGAAAGUGCCGGUGCGUCUUAGCAAUGGUAUGGCUGCCAUUACUAUUCCCAGUCCUAUAGAUACAAAACCAUGAUUUUGUUGAAACAAGUAUCUCAAAGUUGUUCAAAUCAUAUGAAUUUGAAACAUAUAUCUCAAGAUUUAAUAUCAUAUAUUGAUAUAAUGUAUGAAUAGUUAACAUUUAAAGGAAAAAUUACUUCUAACUAAUAUAUGAAACAUUUUUUAUUGUUUUUAUGAAAAGA
This is a messenger RNA of Oppia nitens, 4298 nucleotides long. RefSeq lists its product as uncharacterized. The record is from RefSeq and is a predicted model, not a curated record. Lineage: Eukaryota; Metazoa; Arthropoda; Arachnida; Sarcoptiformes; Oppiidae. The transcript is spliced from 6 exons. The coding region runs from base 521 to 4132 and encodes 1203 amino acids.